AUGGACACUUCCUGGACGACCACGAACCACAGCGUCAAAAUGAUCACUCCUCCGUACAACGCGAAGCGAUCCUCUUCUCCCAAUGCCAAAGUCCGCACAUCCACGCAGCGCAGAGAAGCGGAAGAUCUUGACGACGGCAAACAGAGAAACCUCGAGAACAAGAACGCAAGCUCUCCUCCACGCCGCCAUUACGAUAAGAAGCGGAAGACCGAGCGGAACAGUACGGACGCUCUCGAAGCAGCUUUGAACCUGCCCAGCUUUGCAUGUGCUGCGUCUCUCCUCGAUCCGAUGAAGUUCUCCCACGCAAGGGCCGCCGGCGCAACGGGUAGACAACAGAUGGAUGUUGACCGGGUCAUGGCCUAUGGAGUGGACGAGCCAAGCGGUCACUUUCCAAGCACACUCUCUGAUUCUUCACCCUCCAAUGGUAUAGCGGGACUUGCUGCUGGCGAGGUGGCAGACGCAGCCGGCUGUGCUGUCCCGCCACCGGCCCCCCACCCCUCCUCACACACGUAUCGUACUUACAUUCCCGUUCUCAGCUCAGAGUAUCCCCUGAAUUACCUCCUCUCCACUGAUCUUGAGCCUUGCGCAGCAGCAGAGAACCAGGCUCAUCACCAUAAUCAUUACCAUCAUUCCUUCUCCAGGACGGGGUUUCCUAUCUACGAAGACCCCGACGACAUUGAGAUUCAAUUCCAAGAAAUCAGAGUGAACAUCUUCGCUCCAUGGGACGAAGACAAGGAGAACAUCGACGAAGGAUCUUGGAACGGUGAGCCCGUAGAAGAAGAAGAAGAGGGAGGAGGAGGUGAGCAACACCACGAAGACAGCAGCAACGCCGUGACAAUCUAUUCGAACCGCAGCACCCGCAACGGCAACACCCACAUCUUCGAAAGCCAUGACCUCACCCUCAACACUAACCUGGAGACGGACACAGACAUGAACAUGGAUAUGGAUCUCGACCUAGAUCUCGACAGUAUCACCAUGUUCCCCGCCCCCGAGAACAGUCUCUCCAGCACGCCCACCACCCAACACUCCAUGGACACCAAUGCCUUCAACUGGGAUGUCAACGCGCACCUCACCACCAUCCUCACUACCACCACAGGCGAUACCAACCCGCCGUCUGCAGCGCUCUUCGACGAACCCGAUGCCACCGUCGGACCGUGGACUCACGUCCCCGACCUCGUGGCUCCUUUCUCAGUGGUUACGAGCCAAGAGCUGCUCAUAGAUGAUGGCACAAACCACGCUACACUGGCUCCAGUCGAGGAUAUUAUUAUCAAUCCUCCUCCGGAGUUCGACUUCGCAGAGCACGAUCAGGUCACGCCGGACGCGAGUGGUCUCUGGCUGCCCUGGUCCACGCAAAGCCUGACUGCGUCGGAGAUGGCCGCGCUUGCGCUCUCGGUGGCGAGGCAGCGGGAGGAACAGAUGCAGGGGGAUCAGAUGCUGCCGCAGAUAACGGUACAGACUGAUAUGGCUGCCGCUGGAGGAAAAAGGGUCCGUCGUGAACGCGACGCCUCCACCACCACUGCCCAGCGUCAGAUAACCGCCCGACUUGAGCGGUACCGCGCCCCCAAUUCGGACUCCGACACCAUCCAUUUCCUCCACUGUGUAUUCAAGUAUCUCCCCGCCGAAGGCCAGCUGCAACUCGCCCGCGACGUGGCCCGGUGCUCGCACGAUCACGAGGUCUCACAGCUCGCCCAGUACAUCGAUAGGGCUCUACUCCGGCCGAUGCUGGCCACCGGGGACCGCCGCACCACGCCCGCAAUCAGGCCCGCCACCCCGCCGUCUCCAUGUCCAUACCCUGGAGUCGAGGACGACGACGACGACUCCUCCACCACCAUCAUCCUCGAGAACGUACUCCUCGCCCCGGACGCCUCCACGACGGAUAUGGCCGACGAGCAGCAGCUGCUGCUGCGCCGCACGUGCCUCCAGCGCGACCACCAUCGGUGCCUGAUCAGCGGGCUCUGGGAUUUCGGUUACCAGGACAAACCAGUCAACGAACUGUACGGCUCGGUAGAAACCACGCCGAUCCUCCCGUUGGGGCCGCCGCGGGCGAGGGAAGGGGGAGAUGGAUCCCGGCGGACGACGACGACGACGACGACGACGACGAACGCGACCACAACGCGGCGGUCUAGCAGUGUCUCCGCCGGUAUUUCCCGGCGAUGCGGGAUGGGGAUGGUUUCUAUCACGAGCAUCCCGCGGGGAACUCCUCGUGCGGAGAACGUCCUGAUGCUGAUGGACCUUGCCUUGGCCCAGAUGGAAUUCCGUUCGCUUUUUGCCCUCAUCCUCGACGAAAUGGAGGAGGCGACCCCCCCCGACCCCGGGUCAGUAUCGGACCAAGAUGUUCCCGAGGCUCAGAGAGAGCGUUACUGCGCCUCCAUGUGCCCGAAUCCGUGA
This is a messenger RNA of Aspergillus japonicus CBS 114.51, 2388 nucleotides long. RefSeq lists its product as uncharacterized. The coding region runs from base 1 to 2388 and encodes 795 amino acids. The transcript has 3 exons. The record is from RefSeq and is a predicted model, not a curated record. Lineage: Eukaryota; Fungi; Ascomycota; Eurotiomycetes; Eurotiales; Aspergillaceae.